This is a messenger RNA of Synchiropus splendidus (mandarinfish), 2145 nucleotides long. Its product is annotated as breast cancer metastasis-suppressor 1-like protein-A. Gene Ontology annotation, molecular function: histone deacetylase binding. The transcript has 10 exons. Lineage: Eukaryota; Metazoa; Chordata; Actinopteri; Syngnathiformes; Callionymidae. Gene Ontology annotation, biological process: negative regulation of transcription by RNA polymerase II. Gene Ontology annotation, cellular component: Sin3-type complex. The record is from RefSeq and is a predicted model, not a curated record. Bases 100 to 1065 code for a protein of 321 amino acids.
ACGCAGGCGAGCUACCCGGUAAGCCGUCUGUCUGGGACGCGUUGGGGAAACGGAGGAAAACACAAGUGCCGCCCGUUUAAACCGGCACUUUUCGCAGCGAUGCCGGUCCACUCCCGGGAGAAGAAAGACGAAGAGAUGGAGGUGGACUUCCCCGAGCAGGACGGCAGCAGUACAGACGAGGAGGACACCGUUAGCUCCUCCGUGUCCGACGAUGGAGACAGCUCCGAGAUGGAUGACGAAGACUGUGAGAGGAGGAGGAUGGAGUGUUUGGACGAGAUGACCACGCUGGAGAAGCAGUUCACGGACCUGAAGGAGCAGUUGUAUAAGGAGCGGCUGAGCCAGGUCGACGUCAAACUGCAGGAGGUGAUGGCCGGCUCUGCCCAGGAAUAUCUGGAGCCCCUCGCCAACCUGCAGGAGAACAUGCAGAUCCGCACCAAGGUGGCAGGGAUCUAUAAGGAACUGUGCCUGGAGUCUGUGAAGAACAAAUACGACUGUGAGAUCCAGGCGGCCUGCCAGCACUGGGAGAGCGAGAAGUUGCUGCUCUUUGACACCGUGCAGAGCGAGCUGGAGGAGAAAAUCCGGCGGCUGGAAGAGGACCGACACAGUAUAGACAUCACCUCAGAAUUGUGGAACGAUGGAUUACAUGCGCGGAAAAACAAGAAGAAGGACUCCUUCUGCCCGGUGAAGAAGAAGAAGCCUGUCGUCGUCUCUGGUCCAUAUAUUGUUUAUAUGCUGCAAGACCUGGACAUUCUGGAGGACUGGACCGCGAUAAGAAAGGCGAUGGCUUCUCUGGGCCCGCACCGAGCCAAGGUUGACGGGGGCGGAGUCAAGACGGACCGGCAUCACCACGUGGCGCGCUCCGAAGACGGCCGGCUCUUCUAUGACAAUCAGUGGUACUGCAGAGGACAAUCCAUCUCCAUCAACAGGAAGGACGACUACCCGACCAGCGCCAUCAUCACCAACGUCAACAACGACGAAGUGUGGUUCAAGCGACUGGACGGAAGCAAGUCCAAAUUGCACGUCUCCCAGCUGCAGAAAGGCAAAUACACUAUCAAACACUCGUGAGCGCGCAGGAGGCAGUCGAGCAUCUCAUCAUCACCAUGCCUUGUCCGCAAAAAGAAACAAAAAACAAAAAAAAAAGCAGACGCUUGCUGAGGCAAAGACGACUGUAAAUAUGUAAGUAUGUCGAUAACAUGUUCACAAAGUGUCAUUUAAUGCAACGUGCUGCUAAGAAACAGGGUGGAAGGAAGCUGGAGCUGCGGAGAGCUCGGCGCCUUCCUGAGUCGAUGACUCGGCAGGAAUCGCACGGUUAGAAGUGUCAAUGCAGCGAGGCCUUAUGUGCUGCGGGGAGAGCAGAGCCGAGGAGCCACGUGGGACAGAGAGCAUCAGCGUGAUGGCUAUUGCACACGUUUUUAAACGGAAGGGUUUUAGGUUGUGUUCCAGUGCCGCAGCGUUGAUUUUAAUGCACUAAUUUCCUUUUUUUUUUUUUUAAACGGAAGUUCGGAGAAUGUUUAUUGUGAUCGGUCUCCUGUUUUCUGGCUGCAAUAUAAACCUGAGAUGGAGGUCUUCUGUUACUGUCUUGUUACUUUGGAUGUUUUAUACAUGCUGUAUCUCACAGUGUUGCCUGUUUACAGUCUCAUAAAGUAAAGACGCUUGCUGUGUUUCAUCUGCGGCGACUGAGAUUUUGCUCUUAUUUUUGACAUCUUUAUGAGUUGUGUCACAAAACUGUCCAAAUAAAUUCACGUGCCAUUGAGCGCUUGUGCAUGAGCAGCAGUCCCCAUGUGUUAUUUCAUGUUCUUAACUCGAGAACAAAUAAUCUCCGGCCUGAAGUCACCCAAAGGUCCGGCCAGCCAUGUGACAGAAGCAGCUUGUUUUGGGGGAAUAAUGCUGAGCCGGGGCUAUUUGAUAAUGAUUCUUUGCUCUGCCUCAACCUCUCAGGCGCUGGCUGGUGCCAGAGGGCCACUCACUAGAUUAACACCAUGAUCUUGUAUUGACUCAGGAGCCGCGCUGAUGUACCGUUUUAGCCGUUGUCCAUCUGCUGGGGGGGGCGCGCCGUCGCCUCAUGCAGAACCUCCGCGGCUUCUGAUGGAUCAUCUGGAAAGGUCGAUCUGGUUCUCUUGCAGGGUGAUGAAUUGAAAUCCAUCA